Molecule: messenger RNA, 1329 nt
Organism: Closterium sp. Naga37s-1
Lineage: Eukaryota; Viridiplantae; Streptophyta; Zygnematophyceae; Desmidiales; Closteriaceae
Source: the annotation of a GenBank genome assembly
AUGACAUGCAACGCUUAUGGUAACUUCCCACUUCAACAGCAGCAGCAGCAGCAGGAGCAGCAGCAGCAGGAGCAGCAGUUACCAGAACAUCAGAAUAACCCGAGUGCAGGCAGCGAUACCAGUGGUGGCGGUGGCGGUGGCGAGGGAAUCACGGCGGCUGCUGGGCGCACCUACCCUCACCCAGGGCCGCUCGUAAGGGGCGAGUGGCAGCAGCUGCUGCUGGGGAGCGGCAGCGAAGAGGACAUGGGCAAGGGAGAGCAGCAGCAUGAACUAGCGCAGUUGCGAGGGGCUGCGAGGGCAGGUGAGGAGGUGGGGGGGAGUGCAAUGGCUGUGGAUGCGAGGGACGCUCGUCUUCCGAUGAGCCAGCAGCAGGGUGGUGGGGCAGCCGUGCUCCAUGCUUGCUCGGGUAUUUUAAGGGCUCAUGCCGUGGAUGCUGGUGCUGCUGGUGUUGCUGGUGGUGCUGCUGGUGGUGCUGGUGGUGGUGGGGAGGGAGGAGCAGCCGGAGGAAGAGGAGAAGGGGCUUGUAAGCCUGCUGCAGUGGCCCCGGCUGCUACGAUCGUGUGGGGCGUGCACUCACCGCUUGCAUCGCUGCUGCAGGGCGCAUCUGCAUUGGUAUUCACCAACCCCACCAGUUGGGAUGCAAGGAGCAGGGCUGCAGAGGACGCACAUGCACAGCAGCAGCACCAUGCAGACAGGCAUAAGCAGGAGGAUGGUACAUCGAAUGACAUGGGGGAUGGGGAAAUGAUGGAUUGCGAUGGGGUGGAGACGGUGGGUAGACUGAACGCUGGGAGUACAGAUGGUCUGAGUGGUGGGGGUCAUGCCGCUGAUACCUCCAUGAAUUGUGGGGGUAUUGGCACCAAUGGCCUCGUGGGUGAAUGCGGGUACACCCCAUGUGAUGGCAACAGCUGGAUGGUAGAGGCACUGGAUGUGUGGCUGGAUGGUGCUCAUGCCACGCGUGGCACCCAUGCUGGUCAAUCCGGUCAACCAGGGCCACCCGGUCGAGCUUGUCAUUCCGGUCAACUCGGUCAACUCGGUCAACUAGGUCAGCCUGGUCAACGUGGUGGUGACGAGCUGGAGCAGGUGGUGCUGGCAGCACAGGGCGGCACAGGCCACAGCGUUGUUGCUGCUACUGCUGCUGCUGCUGCUGGGCCAAGCAAAGCGAGCUGCAACUAUUGGCAGCAGCAGGAGCAGCAGGAGCAGCAGCAGGAGCAGGAGGAGGAGGAGGAGGAGGAGGAGGAGGAGGAGGAGGAGGAGGAGGAGGAGGAGGAGGAGGAGGAGGAGGAGGAGGAGGAGGAGGAGGAGGAGAUGCAGCAGGUGGUGCAAGAGUGA